Messenger RNA from Annulohypoxylon maeteangense, 2287 nucleotides. RefSeq lists its product as uncharacterized. Gene Ontology annotation, molecular function: protein binding. The record is from RefSeq and is a predicted model, not a curated record. Bases 85 to 1995 code for a protein of 636 amino acids. Lineage: Eukaryota; Fungi; Ascomycota; Sordariomycetes; Xylariales; Hypoxylaceae. The transcript is spliced from 2 exons.
AUCGUACUUGGUUCUGGGGCAAUUUUCGGCGGAUAAGAAACAUCGAUAUUUCGUAGUACUCAGAUUAAACACAACUUGAUCAAGAUGCCGAGUCACAAUCACAAUCAUCGCCAUAAGAGGCGGGAUGUGUGGGAUGAAAUAGCUGACGAUGUUAAGAGCUUCGCCAGUGAAGCUAACCCCUUCAAGACGGCUAAGAUCCAGGCAAAGGCACAAGCAGCAUCGACUGUAUACCAAACGGUGUACGAAACCAUGGCGAAGACCUUCGACGGACCCAUUGCUGGCUACUCGACGCUGGGACAAUCCGACGAUGCCCCAAAGACCCAGGUUAUCGCGACGCCUACUUCGGUCGCGCAAGUGCAGGUGCUAUCGACUGCCACGCAGGCUAAGGUCGCAGACACGACAGCUGCCUCCCUCGACACAGCUGAUAGCACACCGACAAAGACUGCUGCCAAGACAUCCGACAACAUCCUCCCCGCAUCAAUUGGACAGACCUCUUCUGUCGAUCUGGGUGAUCACUCCACCCUGGCAGUCGCAACUAGUACGCCAACAACACUCUCUCAAGCGACUAAGAAUCUAGGAUCGUCUUCUGCUACUUCUGCGAACAAUGCAGAGGCACAAGCCUCAGCCUCAGCUUCUGCUUCUUCUACUGCAGCAGCGGCAAGUUCUUCGAGCCCUGACACCGGUGCCGCCGCUAAGGCCGGUAUCGCCAUUGGUGUUUUAGGUGGUCUUCUUGUGGUUGCAUUGCUUGUUUUCUUUCUGGUUAACAAACGUAGAAAGCAACAAGCUCAGCAAGUCCAGGAUGAUGAAAAGAUUCACGGACCCAUUGGUGGUCGUCCCUCGUCUAUGCUUUCGACCCAGACCAGUGCUACGGCACCCCAGCUUAGCCUUCGACCGGUGACCCAGUUUAACCCAACCUUUGGUGAGCGCCGAUCAAGCAAAGGCGCUGCCCUUGCACUUGCAACCGCUGGACUCAACACGCGCCCCGUCGAUUCUCCUCGAUCUCCUUGGGAACGACCCAGCCCUACUAGCCAGGCCAAUCACCCUGAGAACCCAUUCGGUAACAAUGCAGAGCGCGCUUUUACUCCCACUGGCGAACGUCCUAACAAUCCAUUCGAGAACCCUGAGAAUGUUGUUGGUGUCGCACAAACGACGAACUCGCCUCCUAAGCUUUCGCCGAUUGUAACUGCAGCUGUGGCCGGUGCUGGAGCCGUUGGUGGUGCCGCCGCUUUGGGUCGUAAAGUUUCCACCCGCAAGGAUGCUCCUCCUCCGUUGGAUCUUACUAUUCCUGCUGGCCCACCUAGUCCCGCCGGCACUGAGUUUAGUAUCCACUCUGUCGGUGCGGGUCAAUCUCCUGGUCCUUCUCGAAGCGCAGCAGCUAUUGCCGCAGCAGGCGGACCUCCGUCGACUGCCGUUCAUCGUGUCCAAUUGGAUUUCAAGCCGAGUCUGGAUGAUGAGAUGGGACUUCGAGCUGGUCAGCUCGUUCGACUCCUUCACGAGUACGAUGAUGGCUGGUCGCUUUGCAUUCGUCUUGACCGCACUCAACAGGGUGUCGUUCCCCGAACUUGCUUGUCUACUCGACCUGUGAAGCCUCGUCCCGCUGGUGGACCUCCCAACGGUCGUAACGGUCCUCCUAUCAACCCCAGCGGUUAUCGUGGACCCCGAGGUCCCGGCCCGAACUACCCCCCCGGACAGCGACCCAUGACUCCUCAGAGUGCUCGUCCUCAAUCGCCUGCUAUGAUGCGACCCCAGUCGCCUGCCACGGGACGUCCGAUGAGCCCCUACGACAGCCGCCCUGCAUCCCCGGCUAACGGUCGAAUGAGCCCUGGCCCUCGAGCCCAGUCCCCCGGCCCGCGACAGCAGCGACGAUUGACCCCUCCCGGACCUAGCCCUAUGAACCCCAACGCCGGCGGUCCUUCCCAACAGCAGCACAGCGGCGCUCCCCAGGCCGCCCAGGGUCAAGUUGGCCGAAAGCCUGUUCCCGGUCAGGCUUACUAGUGUACACCAUUCUGAACACUAAAACAUUAGCUUUGAGUAAACAUUGCUGUCGUACAUGAGAUAGCAUGCGGAAACCCCCACUUUUUCUACCCUCUUGAUCCCCUGCAUUUGGCUUCAAUUCAGAUGCACCUCGAUACCACUGACCCUCAACCUUAACUAACGAACCUUGAUGAAUUUGGGAACGAUAUACACUUCUCGACACUCGCUUAUAACCUUUACACUUGAUACACCUUGCACUCUCGGGGGUCUCGGUUACAUUUUCGCAUUUUCUUUUUCAGUUCUGCAUUUUCGA